AUGGAAAUGGACAUGAACUCCUCGAUUGGGGAGACAACAGCGGGCUACCCGGACUACAGCUCAGAGACGGACGCUCCUCUCUGCAACAGAGAAACGAAUCACAACUUUGGGGUCAAACUCUCUACCUUCUACCUGCUGAUUUUCACACUGAGCGUGGUGGGAAACAGCUUGGUCCUCUAUAUCAUCUGCAAGUUCGAGAAACUCAACACGGUGGGGAACAUCUUCCUCCUCAACCUGGUGGUGUCGGACCUGGUCUUCAUGUCCAGUCUGCCCUUCUGGGCCGUAUACCACCACAAGUCCAGCUGGGUCUUCGGCCGGGUCUGGUGUAAGAUUGUGGGCAGCGCCUACUUCCUGGGUUUCUACAGCUCGAUCCUGUUCCUCACUCUCAUGACCUUUGACCGGUACCUGGCAGUGGUCUACGCCGUGCCGUCCACCAGGCUACGUCGGAGGAGCUACGCCCUCGCCUCAUCCGCCGCUGUGUGGGGCAUCAGCCUCCUGGCGUGCAUCAAGCCGUUUCUACUCUACGACCAGGCCGAGCAUUACUACCAGGGGUUGGUGUGUGAGGAGGUUGGUAUCCCAGAAUCGAUUGUCUCUGAGGAAUUGGAGCUGUCGGGGCCAUACCUCCAGUUAGGUUUGUUUUUCCUAUUUCCUCUCAUUGUUGUUUUUUACUGCUACGUUAGGAUUGCCGUGACGGUCAUCUCCUCCAGGAUGACCAACAAGUACAGGACGGUGAGACUCAUAUUUGUCAUAGUACUGCUGUUCUUUGCAUGCUGGACUCCUUAUAAUGUGGUGGUGAUGCUUCAAGCAGCUGAAGUCGACUGUGUGAAACUCCGUAAACUUGACUUUGCGCUGCAUGUUACUCGUAUGGUCACAUAUCUGUACUUCUGUAUCAAUCCUGCCUUCUACACCUUUGUGGGGAGAAAAUUCCAGAACCACUUCCGGAUUCUGCUGCUGAAACAUAUGCCGUGUUUAAAGAACCAUGUCUCAAUCAAUGGUAGUCGGACACUGUCACAUAUUAGAAACCCUCAAGUGGGCAUGACUAGUCAAACAGAUGUUCUGGUAUGA
This is a messenger RNA of Salvelinus namaycush (lake trout), 1065 nucleotides long. Its product is annotated as C-C chemokine receptor type 3-like. The record is from RefSeq and is a predicted model, not a curated record. Gene Ontology annotation, cellular component: membrane. The transcript has a single exon. Gene Ontology annotation, biological process: immune response; G protein-coupled receptor signaling pathway; chemotaxis. Lineage: Eukaryota; Metazoa; Chordata; Actinopteri; Salmoniformes; Salmonidae. Gene Ontology annotation, molecular function: chemokine receptor activity. The coding region runs from base 1 to 1065 and encodes 354 amino acids.